Cryptomeria japonica (Japanese cedar) is the source of this 3916-nucleotide messenger RNA. Its product is annotated as pentatricopeptide repeat-containing protein At2g35030, mitochondrial. Gene Ontology annotation, molecular function: protein binding; RNA binding. Lineage: Eukaryota; Viridiplantae; Streptophyta; Pinopsida; Cupressales; Cupressaceae. The coding region runs from base 300 to 2981 and encodes 893 amino acids. The transcript has 3 exons. The record is from RefSeq and is a predicted model, not a curated record. Gene Ontology annotation, biological process: RNA modification.
ACUCUCUUUGACUGCAUGAACGUUUAAUAUAUUUUGUUCUAUUCUCGGUCCUUUCAUCGUUACUCAGAUUCUGAAAGCCAUAUCACAACUUCAAAGCCUUUCAUGGCGUCUUCAAACGUUGAAGAGCAUAGAGUGUCUUAACCUGCUACACAGACAUACUAACUUUAAACAAACUACGAAAUCUAAGGGUAACAAGAAAUAAAAAAGCAUCUAAUUGUAAUGCAGGUAUUGGACUGCACUUGAAAACCAAACCCUAUAGCACAGAAAUGUUAGGAAAUGGCUGACAAUUUCAAUUUAAAAUGCAGACUAAAUUAUCAGCAUCAGCAACAGUUCACGCAACAGCAAUGGCUAAGAACGAGGAAAAAACGGCCUGUAUUCUAAAAUUUCAAAUUGCAAAAAAUUCCCCUAGAAAAUAUCUUCAUACAGAAACUCCUAAUUACAAUAAAAAUCCCAUGGAUUUGAGCAGAGAUGCAAUGGCACUAUAUAAGCAGGGGCGAUUGAAUGAAGCAUUGAGCAGUCUAGAUAAAAUAGAUUCGAAUGUAUUCAAACCCAAUUUAUUUAUAGGGAAUACUCUUGUGAGUAUGUAUUCCAAGGGUGGGAGAUUGAGAGAUGCUCACAGAGUUCUGGAAGCAAUGCCUAUACGAAAUGUGAUCUCCUGGACUGCCAUGAUUGCAGCUUCUUGCAAGCAUAGACAUUAUGACGAAGCCUUGAAUUUGUUUUGUCAAAUGCAGAGGGAGGGAAUCGAACCCAAUUACUUCACUUUUUCGAGUGUUCUCCCAGCCUUUGCAAACUUGGGGAAUCUGAAACAGGGUAAAGCAAUCCAUGCAGACAUAGUUAGGAGAGGAUAUGAGACAAAUGUUUUCGUAGGGAGUGCGCUUGUAAAUAUGUAUGUAAAAUGCGGAAACGUGGAAGAUGCACGCCAAGUGUUUGACAAAAUGUCUGAACGAAAUUCUGUAUGCUGGACUGUGAUGAUUGCAGGAUAUGCCCGGAAUGGACUGCUUAACGAGGCGCGGAAUCUCUUUGAGAAGAUGGAUGAACCCGAUAUUAUUUCUCGAACUACCAUGGUUGCUGCAUAUGCACAGAAUGGGCGGAUAGAUGAGGCAUUGGAGAUUUUCAGGAAAAUGACAGAACGGGAUGUGGUGGCCUGGACUGCAAUGAUAUCAGGGUAUGUGCAGAAUAGGAAUUUUGACAGCGCUUUGAAUCUCUUUCGUGAAAUGCUACUGGCAGGUGCAGAGCCAAAUUCAGAAACAUUUUCAAGUUUGCUUCCAGCAUGUGCAAAUUUACGAGCUUUGGAACAUGGCAAGGAGGUACAUGAAAACUUGAUUAGAAGUGGUUCGCAGUCUUGUGUUUUUGUGGGUAGUGCUCUUAUUGAUAUGUAUUAUAAGUGUGGAAGGAUAGAGGAUGCGUGUAAGGUGUUUGACAAGAUGGCCAAGCGAAAUGUGGUCUCAUGGAAUUCAAUGAUUGUAGCAUAUGCACAGACUGGGCGCCUUGAUGAAGCCCUGAAGCUCUUUGAAUCCAUGCCUGAACGAAACGUGGUCUCUUGGAAUGCAAUGAUUUCAGGAUAUGCACAAAAUGGGCAGGUUGAUGAGGCAACAAAGUUAUUUCAAGAAAUGCCUGAGAAGGAUGUGGUGUCAUGGACUGCAAUGAUUGCAGCAUUUAUACAGAAUGGGAAGGUUGAUGAGGCAAUAAAGCUUUUUGACAGAAUGCCGUCAAGAAAUAUGUUUUCAUGGAACACAAUGAUUGCAGGAUAUGCCCAGAUUGGAAAUAUCGAUGGAGGUAUGACACUCUUUAAAAAAAUGCCAGAGCGAGAUUUAGUCUCUUGGAAUACAAUGGUUGCAGGACUUGUGCAAAAUGGACUUGUUGAUCAAGCCUUGAAACUCUUUCAGGAAAUGCCAGAAAAAAAUGUGGUCUCGUGGACGGCAAUGAUUGCUGGCUAUGCACAGAAUGGCCAGUUCUAUGAGGCUCUGAAGCUCUUUCGAGAAAUGCAAUUAAUAGAUAUAACACCAAACUCAGAUACGUUUGCUAGUGUCAUCCCAGCUUGUGCCAACUUGGCAUCUCUGAAUCAUGGCAAGGAGAUUCAUAGUAGCAUUCUUAGAAAUGAAUUUCUGCCUGAUGUCUUUUUGGAAAGUGCCCUUGUUGACAUGUAUGCCAAAUGCGGUACCAUUGGCCAUGCAUGUACAGUGUUCCGUAAAAUGUGUAUACGGGAUGUAGUCUCGUGGAAUGCAAUGAUUAUAGGAUAUGCAAUUCAUGGGUUUGGGAUGGAAGCCAUCCAACUGUUUGAAGAAAUGCUUUUGUCUGGCUUAAUCCCAGAUGAUGUCACUUUUGUGGGAGUUCUGUCCGCAUGCUGCCAUUCGGGCCUAGUGCAGGAUGGUUUGCAAUAUUUUGAUUGCAUGAGGCAAAUGUAUCAUAUCACUCCAACAACAGAACACCUGUGCUGCAUGGUUGAUCUUCUAGGGCGUGCUGGUGCUCUGAAUGAAGCAGAAAACUUCAUCAAAGAAAUGCCAAUUGAACCUAGUGCGACAGUGUGGGUAUCUUUGCUGGGAUCCUGUAGAAACCAUAAUAACAUAGAACUUGCAGAACGUGUUGCAGCCCGUCUUUUUCAUUUAGACCCUAACAGUGCUACACCAUAUGUGCUACUAUCAAACAUUUAUGCUGCAGCUGGCAAGUGGGAUGAUAUUCAGAAGGUGCGAAAGAUGAUGAAAGACAAUAAUGUGGCAAAGAAGCCAGGAUGCAGUUGGAUUGAAAUCAAUAAAAAGACAUAUGCUUUUGUUGUAGCAGACAAAUCAAACCCACACAUGCAGAAAGGUUAUGAUAGUUUUCCCCAGAAACACAUCCCAAAACUAGUACCUUCAGGAAAUGACAAUCGGGGAACAACUAGGAAAUUAUCCAUAGCCAUGCCUUUGGCCUGUGCUGCAGAGGAGACUCCUUCCUUGUCCACAAGUUGCCCCUUGGAUUGGGGAUUGCCAGCCUGGGGUAUGUAGAAGAGCUCAGAUCCCACAGGAGAUGUCUAGAACUCUGGCGAUUUUACAGGGAAUGCCUAGAAGCCCACGGAUCACAUGGGUAAUCUCUAGAAGUCUGCUGAUGCCAUAUGGUACAUCGAGAAGUCUUCUGAUUCCAUGAGGACUAUCUAUGGAGAAUCCAAUUCUACAAGGGACUGAAAGCUACAAAUGACUAAAAAUACCCUGAUUCUGGAGGUGAUUAUGUGUUUUUCACUUAAUGGUCUCAUUGAUAGGAUUAUAUAGUGUUGUCCAGAAAGAUGAUGAAUUUUCGCACUGCAAAGUUGUCCCCGAGUUUUCCUGUCCUCUUAGCCUGGGUACUUGAGGAAGCUUCGUGUUAGCAAGAUUGGAUAAUUUUUUUGUCCAAAUGGAGGAGGCAGGCUAUAUAUUCAGCAGAAUAUUUGCACAAAUAAGAAGCAGGGCAGAAAGAAAAACAUUUCUGCUGGCAUAGCAAGUACUUACACUGUUUACACCAACAUACUGCCGGGAGACUUAUCUGAGUCAUUAAGAAACUUCAAGUGUGUAGAAACUGCCAUUCCUUCAUCAAGUUCAUUUCCAACAAUGUUGUGUGAGGACUUGAUACGAUGACAACCAUUUACAUCAUUUCAGAGGUGGAUGGUGUUCGUGUUGGAAUUAUUGGUGAAAAAUAUGAGCUUGUUUGAGAACAAAUAAUUGACUAAGGAAAUUUGCAAGUAAGGACACAAUUGAAUCCGAGCUUGUUUCUUGUACUUUACAUUAUACGAGAUCAUGUUCGGAAGCAUCAAUCACAUUCAAAUCUCCCUAAGGAUUUGGAGUUCAGUUUGAUAGGGUUUCGUAAGAUUAAAGACUCAAAUACUCAUAUUCAUAUAUAUCUGUAUCCAUCUAUUGUCAUAUCCUUGAAAUGUUGCUUUAAUACUUACGUUUAUUAAAUUCAGUGCCAC